UCUGUUUUAACUUCAUAAUCAACUAACAUCACGUCAACAAACUACAAUUGAAAAUUUCAUAAAAUGGGUCUUGUCGACAAAUUUUUGUAUUGCAUUGAUGUAAAAUAUGGCGUGGUCAUUGUUGGGUUCGUGGACAUAAUCUUAAGUUUGCUUUGCGGAUGCUACUUGCCAUGGAUACGGCGCAAAUGGGACUGGGAUUUUACUAUCCUUACGGAAGCGCCUAUGUCAACCACGGAACCCCCGAGGUUUUAUACCGGCCCAGAUUUUUACUUUAAUAGAUUCGGCUAUUCAAUGUAUAUAUUCUGUUUGGUUGUCCUUAUCCUCCAUAUUGGCGCCUGUGUAAUGGCCAUUACCUCCACACUUUCGGACGAAAGAUGGAUGGCUGCUCCCUAUAUAGCCACUGGCAUAAUGCGUUUCGUUGUAUUGCUCAUAAUUUUGACGUGGAUAGUUACCAAGGCAUUUGAUUGUACCACAACUUUUUGGUUGAUAGGUCUAAGUCUGUUUUCAGCCACUUACUUUUGGCUAACAGUUCUUUCGUGGUUUACCCCGCCGAGCACAGAAUAA
This is a messenger RNA of Drosophila takahashii, 564 nucleotides long. RefSeq lists its product as uncharacterized. NCBI's taxonomy places the organism in Eukaryota, Metazoa, Arthropoda, Insecta, Diptera, Drosophilidae. The record is from RefSeq and is a predicted model, not a curated record.